AUCUGAAUUAUUAUUAAGAUUUACGGUGAAAAUAGUUUCCAGGUGAUACGUUUAAUAAUAUAAUGAUGUUUAACGAUUGCAAUUAUAAUUAUAAUAUCCAUUUAUUCUAAAUUUAACCGAGAUUUAUAAAUAAUUAAUCAAUUAUUACAAGACUUAUUUUCAAUACUUUUCUCUCGUAUAUUUAUAUUGACCGAUUAAUGGACGAUACCUCUUUUUUUUCUAUUGCUUUUUCCGAGAAACAAUUUGGCUUAGGUGAAGCCAAAACUUAAAUGAACAGACAUCUAGAAUGUGGCUAUUUCUAUUCAACGAAUAUGGCUAUUUGUACAAGGCUAUUUCUAUUCGAUGAAAUCGAAUAUUUCCUCAAGUCACAUAAAUCAAACACUUUUGACAAAGUAGUUCUAUUUGCAGUUUUACGUCAACUGUUAGUAUUUAACAUCUUAUAAAAAUUUAAUAUCACAAAACUGAAAUUAAUGAACUCCAUGAAAAAAAUCCAAGAUAUAAAAAAACAAUAUAAAAUUCCUAUAAACUAAACUUCCUAUAAACUAUAAACAUCCUAUUAUUUAUUUUAUUCUAAAAAUCACGAUCUAUUAAUAUUUACAUACAAUGAUCUUUCGAUUCAUAUUGAAAUUACGUAAGCGUUAUAAAAAAUUUAUAAUUCAACAUUCCACAUUUAAAACGAUUGAAAAUCCAAAGAAAAAAAUCUAUAAAAGAGAGCACGAAUUUUUAAAAUUUAUUACUGAUGAAAUUAAUUUUAUUUCCGGUACGAUCAUCGCGUGAUGACGUCUAGCUAUUAAUAAAGACAGCUAAUUUUAUCAUUGAUUGGUCAUAUCGAUUAAUCACCCAAAGUAUCUCAGUGUCUCAUCGGUCGAACGUUCAAGGGAAUGUCCUGUGAUCUAUAUAUUUAUUUAUACGGAAGAGUAAAUAAAAAAUCACGGAUUACACGCGUGAUCGAACGCGAAUACUUUUAUUUUUCUUGGCUUAAGUCUCUUUGAAACUUAUAUUUGAUAUCAAAUGAUCGAUAUAUUCUACUUUUUACUAUGAAACUCACGUGCUACAAAGAAAGAAAUAAUAUUUUUCUUAUUAUUAUCUUAUUAUUAUCUUCUAAUAUAUAAUCUAAUGAUAUAUUCUUAUUAUUGUCUUAUAAAAAACAAAAUAAUAUUUAUAAAAAAAUGAUUGUAUAAUUAUAUUUGAAAAUAUGAAAAUAUGAAAUCAUUAAAAAUAACAAAAUAUUGUAGUGAAGAAAGAAAUGUUAAAAUCUAUGUAAAAAUGCUAUGAGAAAUAAGACAGAAAAAUGAUUAAAACUAACAUAUCCUUUUAUUUUUAUUUGUAAAAUAAUUUGCAAAAAAUAUGAAUUUUAUCAUCUAAUUAUUCUAAAAAAUAUUUCUUUAAAAAGAUUAUUGAUAAAACUUUUAAUUAUAAAAUAAUGAUUUAUAAUAAACAUAUACCUAUAUUAUCUAUCUAUAUUAUUGAAUAAAUAUAAAUAACAAAAAAUAUAUAUAUUACAUUUUUAAAGAAAUAAUAUCAUUAUUACUGCAACUUUUAAUUGAAAAGAAUACCACAUUACUUCCAUAAGAAAAUCAACGAAAUAUGAAACGAAAUCUUAAACAAUGUCGUCACGUUUUGGGUCAAUAAUUGAGCUGAAUAUCGCAUGCACAAACAGUGCGCAAUCCUACUAUUAAUAAACGUCGUUCAACACCGAUCAGUCACGAUCUAAUUAUUAGUCGAGAGGUGCUGAUUGGCCGUUCCCAAUGUAGCAAUCAUAAGAAAAAGCUACAAAAGAUAGCAUCGCGUUUGACCGGCCCAAUUUUUCUUAACCGUUUCGUUGCAAGUGUCACCUCCGAUUGUACGACUAUGAAAGACACGUAGAUGUUGGAUGAAACAUUAACAAUACCCACACAAAAAAUUUAUAUCCCUCAAAGUAAAAAUUUCGAAGAAAUUUAGAAGGAAUUUAUCGGUGGUCAAUAUUUCCUAAAGAAGAUCCAUAUUUCUAUUAUCAUAAUAAGACAGAACUGAGAAAAAGAAAAAUCGAAAUACAUUAUUAUACGAAAAAUUAUUUCAUUCGUAAAAAAAGAGUCAAAAAUUUCAGUGCAGAGAACAAUACAUCUCUGCCAAAAACCAAAAAUUCUCGCAAAAAAAUCUACUUAAAGAAAAUAAUAAAAAAAAAAACCAACGAAUCUAAAAACUAAAGUUUAGAAAAAUAAGAAGGAAAAAUGGCAAGCUACAUGCCCCCGUUGCACGUUCCCUUGGAGACAAAAUGGAAGCAUUGGCCCACUUAUAUCUACGAUAAGAACUACGGUUAUGGGAUCAAUUACUAUCAACCGUUGCUGGAUCACAUCGAUCGUGAAGGUCGACCCUCGUCGUUACCAAGAUAUCGCAGGAGAUCGGAACCACCGGAAUUACCAUGGUCGGAUGGAAGGCUUUUAUGGGAGGACAAACCCGUGGAACCGUAUUCGAGACACGAACUGAUCAAGCGGGCAAUCGACGCGGAAGACGAGGCCAGGGAUCAUCUAACCCAUUUCAAGAUAGCGAAUCGGUCGGACUUCAGUUUGGCCAAAACUGCGCAAGCCAGCCACGUGACCAGAGAGGUGUUUCCGCGGAAAUUGGAGGAGAUCAAGUUGAAACCGUUACCUCUGCUCGUUGAGAGUGCUCGCGCCAAGGCUAGGGCUAGACAACUGCAGCGUGAAAUGGCAGACAUCGAUUUCCAAUCUCUGAGAGACGCUCGAACCCUCUCCGAGGUAGAGAACGCUUUGGAAUUUGGGAAAAGUCUUCGAGGAAAAUCGGCGAGAGCGAUCGGAUUCCAUUUGACGGCCGAGGCUUAUAAAAAUUUGAACAGGAGUAAGGAAUUGGCCGAUAUCAGAAAAUAUCAGAAGGAGUGUGCCUCCUCGAGUUAUUGCUGGGAUACCAGGGAACAUUUGAGGCACAUAGAGGAGAGAACGAGGAAUCUACUCGACGAGGACAGGCUCGCCGAACCAUUGGACAGCCUGAGCAGGGAGCUGAAAGGAUACGAGGAGAAGUCGAGCAGCUACUUCCUGGACAAGAGGUAUCGACACCCGACCAGACCGAGACGAUUGUACGGAUGCCUGGGAAUCAGGCCCGCUUAAAAGGAUGGAAAUUCUAGUAGAUUAGAUACCUAGCCGUGUGGGUAAGAGUAAUGUGACACGGACCAAUGGAAAGAAUAAACAAUAAAUAUGAGAGAAUCGA
Molecule: messenger RNA, 3201 nt
Organism: Apis cerana (Asiatic honeybee)
Lineage: Eukaryota; Metazoa; Arthropoda; Insecta; Hymenoptera; Apidae
Product: paramyosin, short form
Source: RefSeq, a predicted model, not a curated record